Echinops telfairi (small Madagascar hedgehog) is the source of this 967-nucleotide messenger RNA. It is a transcript of the gene PSMA6, whose product is annotated as proteasome 20S subunit alpha 6. The record is from RefSeq and is a predicted model, not a curated record. The coding region runs from base 70 to 810 and encodes 246 amino acids. Lineage: Eukaryota; Metazoa; Chordata; Mammalia; Afrosoricida; Tenrecidae. The transcript has 7 exons. Gene Ontology annotation, cellular component: proteasome core complex, alpha-subunit complex; nucleus; proteasome core complex. Gene Ontology annotation, biological process: ubiquitin-dependent protein catabolic process.
GGAGUUUUUUGCCCCGUGUGGGAGGUGCGGGGCCGGGAGACUGUGCUUGCGGUAGCGGGUGUUAGCAACAUGUCCCGAGGUUCCAGCGCUGGCUUUGACCGCCACAUUACUAUUUUUUCACCCGAGGGCCGCCUCUACCAAGUCGAAUAUGCUUUUAAGGCUAUUAAUCAAGGUGGCCUUACAUCAGUAGCUGUCAGGGGGAAAGACUGUGCAGUAAUUGUCACACAGAAGAAAGUACCUGACAAAUUAUUGGAUUCCAGCACAGUGACUCACUUAUUCAAGAUAACUGAAAACAUUGGUUGUGUGAUGACAGGGAUGACAGCUGACAGCAGAUCCCAGGUACAGAGAGCUCGCUAUGAGGCAGCGAAUUGGAAGUACAAGUAUGGCUAUGAAAUUCCUGUGGACAUGCUAUGUAAAAGAAUUGCAGACAUUUCUCAGGUCUACACACAGAAUGCUGAAAUGAGGCCUCUUGGUUGUUGUAUGAUCCUAAUAGGUAUAGAUGAAGAACAAGGCCCUCAGGUGUACAAGUGUGAUCCUGCAGGCUACUACUGUGGGUUUAAAGCCACUGCAGCGGGAGUUAAACAAACUGAGUCCACCAGUUUCCUUGAAAAAAAAGUGAAGAAGAAAUUUGAUUGGACAUUUGAACAGACAGUUGAAACUGCAAUUACAUGUCUGUCUACUGUGCUGUCAAUCGACUUCAAACCUUCAGAAAUUGAAGUUGGAGUGGUUACUGUUGAAAAUCCUAAGUUCAGGAUUCUUACAGAAGCAGAAAUUGACACCCACCUUGUUGCUCUUGCGGAGAGGGACUAGACAUAAUAGGUUACUAAAUCCAUGAUACCGCUUUCCACUGUUGUUUGCUAUAAACAAACCAACAUUGUGGAGGCCCUGGGUUGAACCUCUUCCACUCCGCCUACUCCUUAAGUGGUUAGGACUCUGUAUAAAUAAAAACAAUGCUUUUGGAAAAUAA